Molecule: messenger RNA, 1116 nt
Organism: Entamoeba invadens IP1
Lineage: Eukaryota; Evosea; Mastigamoebida; Endamoebidae
Exons: 1
Source: RefSeq, a predicted model, not a curated record
AUGUACUUUGUAAAAACGUUUAUUACAUUUUUAUUGCUGUUCUUAAGUAGGAGUACCAAUUAUUGGUGCGAACAUUCAAACACCUUAACACUUCAAACCAAUUCUUCUGAGUGUUAUCAAACAAAUUGGUCUUAUUCUUAUAAUAAAAACGAUGUAACUUUCAUUUUUAAAAAUGGGUGUUGUUCUUCCCAGAAGAUAUCAAUUGAACACAAAGUUGGUGAUAACAUGAAUGUACAUUUUAGAUUUGAAAAAGACAAUUAUUUGAAAGCAUUAUUUAUUAGAGAACAAAGUACUUUGGUCAGAAUUUUUAUUUGGGAUAAUGAUCGUCCUGAUAUGUUAUUUGUUUCAUAUGGAUGUUUUAAUGGAGAAGGAUAUUGUCGUACAAAUAUUAAUGAUAAGUUUCGACCAUGCGCUGAAAUAUUUAGCAAGGGAAUUUCAAUAUAUUCGGAUGUAGACCAAAAACAUUGGAUUUAUUAUCAUCGCUCAAAAACAAAUAUUGCUUAUUUGUUUAUUGAUGGUAAAGUAACACAAAGCGUUAUGUUUCAAGACAGAGGUGGCGGAGUUGUGGGAAAUAUUUAUGAAAAAACCAGAUUUUUGUUUUUGGGGAAAUCACAUGAUACGACAGUAAAAGUUACAUACUUUGUAAAUGCAACAGCGAGAUCAGUUUGUGCAAGAAAGGGGUAUGAAAGGUUUUUAUUAUUUAAGAACGAUGAAAUUGAGUCUUUAGAUGUGUUUAAUACAAAGUGUAAUUGUGAUGCAACAAAUACAAAUAUAACAAAAGAAAGUGUAAACACUUAUCCUGAUUGUCAAUACAAUAGUUCACUUUUUGAUUUGGAUUUGACAAAAAUCCAAACUGACACCCCAUUAACAAGUUCAAUAAACAUCAAAUUUGAAAUAUCAAAGUGGUUCUCUCUGUUAUUUAAAAUGAACAAUGUGUAUAUUUUGGAAAGUAUUAAAAAUAAAACUGAUAUUUUGGAGAUCGAAAUUUUAGAAAUGAAAGAAGGAGAAGAUAUCACUUUUCGGUUGAAUUGUGUUGUAAAUAAUUUAAAAAUCAGUUCACUUGGUAAAUAUUAUUUCCAAUCAGAUUUACAAAUAAACAACGUUGAAAUUACUAUG